Messenger RNA from Miscanthus lutarioriparius, 954 nucleotides. The record is from the annotation of a GenBank genome assembly. Lineage: Eukaryota; Viridiplantae; Streptophyta; Magnoliopsida; Poales; Poaceae.
AUGGCCGCGAGUUGUGUUACCGCCUUGGCGACGUCGUCCCCUUCAUCACCGCUGAGUACGACAUGGACAUCAAGGACGGAGGACCUCACCUCGGACUCGGCGGACAGGCUCAUUGGGCGCGUGGAGGAGCAGGGGAUCUCCGACGUGGAGGAGCAGUGGAUCUCCGACGUGGAAGAGGAACAAGGGGCCUCUGGUGGCCAGGCGCGUCGGGAGCGGAGGAGGAGAGGCGAGCGACGAAUGUACAUUUUGAUGAUGACCAUUGGACUUCAGAUGCUAGUCAAUAUACAGGAUCCCAAAGAGGGACAAAUGGAAUCACCAGAUGCAGUUGUUCCUUUUGAUCUUCUCAAAGAACAUGAUGUGCCAGGAUUUCGGACACAUAAUGCGUGGAGUAAGGACGCAUGGACAACCAUUGUUAAUCGCCUGAAUACAAAAUUCAACACAUCUUUUUCACUUGGCCAAGUCAAGCAGAAGGAGCAAGAUUUAAAGAAAGCAUAUCGCAGUGUUAAAGAUUUGGUGGCUGAAAGUGAUUUUCAGGAGGCCAAUUUGGAUAUUUUGCAGCAUUCAUCAACUCCUGUACAGCACAUGCAAGUCCCACCUAACUCCACACAACUACCAUCAGAGGUUCCUGAAUGUCGACGUGGAAAGAAACAGAAGACCAAGUCCACUAGCCCUGAUGAUGGAUUUCAUGAGAGAUAUCUGAAGCUGAAGAGGGAAGAAAUAGAUCGAUUUGCUUCUAUUGAAGAGAAGAAAUUGGAGGAUCCAUACAGCAUCAACAAGUGCAUCACAGUGCUUGAAGGUUUAAAUGGUCUACAAAUGGCAGAUAUACUGGAGGCAGCAGAUAUCUUCAAAAAUAAGGAGAACAGAGAAGUUUUCUUGUCAUUCUCUUCUGAUGCAUUAAGGUUGGCUUGGAUUAUAAGGGAGAUUGGGCGUGACCACCUAGACCUUCAGGAUUAG